Molecule: messenger RNA, 9168 nt
Organism: Saccoglossus kowalevskii
Lineage: Eukaryota; Metazoa; Hemichordata; Enteropneusta; Harrimaniidae
Source: RefSeq, a predicted model, not a curated record
AUGGAUUUUGACUCAAGUGACGCUAUUGCCGUCGUUGGGAUCGCCUGCAGAUUUCCCGGCGCUAAUGAUUUAGAUGAAUAUUGGCGAGUGUUAUCUAAUGGGGAAAACCACCUGAGAGAGAUACCAAAGGAAAGAUGGAACAAUGACGCCUUCUACAGCAAUGAUAAAAAAGAAAUGGGGAAAAACUAUGUGAGACAUGCAGCAUUUAUAGACAGGUAUGAUGAAUGGGACAAUCGUUUCUUUCAAAUCAAUGACGACGAAGCCAUGAGAAUGGACCCACAGCAGAACAUCCUGUUGGAAUGUGUCUAUAAAGCGUUGGAAAAUGGCGGAUUUCCAGUGAAUGAGCUUGCAGGAUCCAAUGUUGGUACUUAUAUUGGUGACUGUGCCAUGGCUGUUUGUGGAGGAAUUAAUUUAAUAUUAUCACCAACGCUUUUCAUCAGUUUGAGUCGUGCAAGAAUGGCAUCCGCAACUGGGAAAUGUCAACCAUUCUCUGCCGAUGCUGAUGGAUAUGCUCGUGGCGAAGGCUGUGGUGUUGUUGUACUCAAGCCUCUUCAAAAGGCCAUUAAAGAUGGUGAUAUAAUAUGGGGUGUAAUUGGAACUGGUUGCAAUCAGGAUGGACAUUUUGCCACCCCCAUUACUGCACCCUCCGGAAAACAACAGGAAGAGUUGCUGAACUUGGUUUAUGCAAAGUACAAAGUUGACCCCUCCAUGGUGACAUACAUAGAAGCACAUGGUACUGGUACUCCAGUGGGUGAUCCUAUAGAAGCUAACUCUCUAGGACACUUUAUAGGACAAGCACGCAGUCAAGGCAAACCACCAUGCUAUGUUGGGUCAGUUAAAAGUAACAUUGGUCAUCUGGAAGCAGGUGCCGGUGUUGCAGGAUUGAUUAAAGUUCUCUUAAUGAUGAAAUAUAGAAAGAUUCCAGCAACACUUCAUUUCAGUAAAGCAAACAAGAAAAUAAAUUUUGCAGAGUUAUGCUUGAAAGUGCCAACAGAAUUUGUGGAUUGGAAAGUGAAUGAAGGUGACAGUCUGACUGCUUGUGUUAAUUCAUUUGGAUUUGGUGGUACAAAUGCUCAUGCUAUUGUAACCUCCUACAGCAAGCUGGAUUUUCCAAGAUGUUCACAGGAGAAGUCGCAUAUUAUAGCACUUUCUGCAAAGACAAGGGAGUCGCUCAUUCUCAUGAUAAAGCAUCUAAAACGAAGUAUACAACAAGAUCAACCACCAACACUAUCAGCACUAGCAUACACAUCAACGGUUCGAAGAACGCACUAUCGCUAUCGAUUUGCAGUUGCCUCUUCAAAUAUUGGUGAUGUAUCCAUCAAAUUAGAGAAGGCAACAGAUUCUAUCCUUACAAAGAAGUUUGAAACAAAGCAGGAAAUGAAAACCGUGUUUGUCUUCUGUGGCAUGGGAACAGACUGGGAUGGCAUGGGAUUGGACCUGUUGGAAAGUGAGCCUAUCUUCAGAAGUACUAUGCUGGAUAUUGAUAAUAUUCUAAAAAUCUACACGAAAUGGUCUUUGAUUGAAAAGCUGAAAGAUGGAAACAAUACCUCUACCUUAGUAUCUCAACUCUCAGUAUUUGCAAUUCAAGUUGCUAUAGCACAGUUGUGGAUAACCUGGGGUAUAAAUCCAGAUGCAAUAGUUGGCCAUUCAAUGGGAGAAGUUGCUGCAGGCUAUAUAUCAGGUAGAUUCCCACUCUUGACAGCAGUAAAGAUAAUCUACAACAGAGCACAUCUCUUAGAGAAAGUGUCUGGUGGGAAAAUGCUUGUACUCGGCGAGUUGUCUCUAAAAGAGGUUGAAGAUUAUUGUCAAAUGGUAGAUGGUAAGGUGGAAAUAGCAGCCAUUAACAGCAGUACUUCAUAUACCAUAUCUGGAGACAGUGAAGCUAUCAUGAAGAUUGAUGAACUAAUACAGAAGAAUAACACAAACAAAACCAAUACUGUUUUUCACCAAACUUUGAAUGUCAAUACAGCGUUUCACUCUCAUCACACCCAGACAAUAUGCAAGGAAUUCAGCGAGCAACUAAAUGGUAUGGAGGUAAAUACAAGUGAAAAUUCUAUUCAACUUUACUCAACAGUUACAGGUCAAAAGGCUGUGAAAGAUGAUUUCACUACUGGUCAGUAUUGGCAGAGAAAUGUCAGAAGUAAAGUGAUGUUUAAAGAUGCAAUGUUCGAAGCUAUGCAAUGUAAAGGUCACGCAGUUGUAGUGGAGAUUGGUCCAAUUCCUGCGUUACAAAGAUAUAUAAAAGAAGCUGCUAGGAACAUAAGUCAUACUGUGCUGCCUUCUAUGAUGAGAGGAAAGGGGAAAAUCACUAUGCAGAACAGCCUAUGUCAACUAUAUGAACUGGGAAUGAAGAUUAACUGGAAAGCUGUGUAUUCAGAUCACCCAGAAAUGCCCAUUAGUGUACCACAGUAUCAAUUCCAAAGAAUGAGCCAUUGGUAUGAACCUGAAAAAUCAUAUCAACGUCGAAAUGAUUUAGAAGAGCCGGGAAGGAUGUCAUAUGCAUUUGUUAAAAGAAUACCAAACCAGAAUAUGACAUUCAAGUGUGCAGUAACAGAAGCAAAUCUUGCAUUUGUUUAUGACCAUAAAGUUGGAGGUACUAUCAUUGUUCCUGGUGUAACAUAUGCUGAAUUGGCUUUGGAGUCUUGUUUCCUUUCCAUUGAAAAUUCACAUUCAAAGUAUGGUGAAGUUAGUGUUGAAUUCCUGACUCCUCUUGUUGUGACGAAAGAAGCAAAGGAAAUAAUGUUAACACUUCAAAGUACUUCUGAAGAAUCAUUUACAUUUGAGGCAACCUGUGGAAAUGACUUACAUGCAAAAGGCCAGGUCUCGGUCAAUGACAAAAAGAAACCUAUGUGUGCAUUGAACAUAGAAGAAAUACAAGCUCGUUGCUCUGAAGAAAUAAACAUUAAAAAAGUCUAUAAGUACCUACGAAAACAAGGAUUUGAAUAUGGACCAAUGAUACAUGUCAUGAAACAAGGAUGGAGAAAUAACACAGAAGCCUUUGCAAUUAUUGAAGUGGCUGAAGAAAUAAUAAUGCAACUCUCAUCUACAGUGCUACAUCCAGUUAUUAUAGAUGGAAUGUUGCAGGUUGUUGGGAUUGUCUUGGCCACUGACAGCGCUGCAUCUAAAGCUGCUUUCCCAGUGUCAGUUGGUAAGCUGAUCAUUCGAGAUAGACCUACUGGCAAACAUUAUAUUUAUACUCGGCUCAUAAAUAACUCAGAUUUUCUUGCCAUCUGCAGUACUGUUCUGCUGAAUGAAAGUGGAGAAAUAAUAGCAGAGGCCCAUGAAAUCGUAUUACAAUUUCUUGAUCAGGACAAUGGUAGAAUUGUUAGUCAACUUGCCUAUGAAAUGAAAUGGUGUAGUAUCAACAGAGAUAUAGAUUCAAAGAUUGGAUAUGGUAGCGAUCCAGGAAAGCCAAUGUGUGUUGUCUUUGCUGAUACGCUAUGUCUUGCAGACAAACUGAAGUCUUGUAUUCACAAUGAAUCAGUUUUCCUGUAUGACACAACAGACAAUCUAACUGGACUGAAUGGUGCAAUUAAGAUGUUUGAAGAUUUCACUUCAUCGGAAAUGUCGUUUGAUCAUAUCUUCUAUUUCUGGGGCAUUUUAGACAACAAAGAUAUUUACAACAUGUAUACUUCUAUUCUGUCAGUAUGCAUUUCACUAAGAAAUGUUAUCAAUAUUCUCAUCUCUAAAGGAUUGAACAUCCCGCUGACUGUUGUAACCUAUGGCACUCAAAUCAGUUCCAAAAGUGUGAUAAAUACGACUAAAUACAAUGGUUUGAUUGGAGCUCCACUCUGGGGUAUGGUACGAUGUUUACUCCGUGAAUCUACUUACAAUACAGUGAAAUUGGUUGAUCUAAAUGAUGGAACUGAAAAUGAAGUGUAUACAUUGGCCAACGUGUUAUUUACUGGUGUUGCCAAUGAAUAUCCAGAAAUGUCCAUUUGUGGUCCUGAUGUAUGCGUGAAUAAGUUUCACCAUAUCAAAGCUGACAAAGAAUACUUCAAGAAAAGGUUCAACAGAGCAGUGAAUGAAAUGGCAAUAAAAGUAGUCUCCAGAAAUUCGCACAUCUUAAGAUCUGUAUACUGUGUAAAGAUUCCUAGACACAAGAAGCUAACUAAUACAACUGCACAUGUACAGAUAAGCGCUGUUUGUCUACAUAAUCCUAAUUUGUUUCCAAUAACUACUUUAGGAUUGACUUCAAGUGAUUUCCCACUAUGGUCAGAAAGUAGCUUAUCUGGAUUUGAUAUGAUGGGUUUGGAUUUUAUUGGUAAACUUACCAGUGAUUUGUCUAGCUGUACCAAUGUGCAUGUAUGCUGCCCUGCUGUUGUAGAAUCAUUCAUUCAAGUGCCACCAGCAUUGGUUGUUAAGUCAUCUGAUCUACCUGCCUGGAUGAAAAAUGUGCCAUGCUUGUCAUUAAUGGUACUUGUUUGGAAAAUACUUACAUCCCAAACAGGUCAAUCUAUCCUGAAUGUAUUUGGCAAGAAAGAAUAUCCAUUGUUGUUCAAGCUGCUUUUGAUGUAUGCAAAAGUCUGUGAUGUCCGUGUAGACGAUUCCAAUAAUCUCUCUAAUGAUGAAAAUAAAGUGAUGUCAAAGCCAAUGACUAUUGUAUACUUGGGCCAGAUGAGAGAUGGAUUUGUCACAUCAUUAGUGAACAACUUACCACAUAGUUCUGUAGUAGUGAAUGUCUACAACCCUGCAAAACCAUCUUUUAAAGACAUAGCAAGCAACAAUAUUAGAAUCAUUCGUCCAGAUUUAAAGUUGCUUAAUAUCAAAACAACUGAUGUAUUCCAGCAAACAAAUCUGACAACAUUAAUGCCUAAAUUAGUGACGUGGUUGAAGAAAUAUUCACUGAAGGACCAACUGUCUACAGUUAAUGUUCAAGAUGUUACUUUUCAUCAACUGAAGGAAUAUACAGAGAUUCCUCUGACAAAUAAGAACAAUUUAAUGGUUCUUUCAAUGGACUCCCCUGGAUUAGUUCAAGUCAAUGUCGAAGAUAUGUUUUUAACUGAUGCUUGCUAUGUACUUGUUGGAGGAUCAAGCGGUCUUGGCCUUGAAUUGGCGAAAUAUCUGUCCAAGAAUGGAGCGGGUUACUUAGCAUUAUUGUCUAGGCAUCCAAAACCUAUUUCACAGUCUCCAUCAUUACAAGAACUUGAGUCAAAUGGAACCAAAGUAAUGAUUGUUCAAGCUGAUAUCACUGAUAAGGCUGGUCUAGAACGAAGUCUAAUAUGUUUACGCCAGAAGCUUAAGACAGUUCCCAUCAAAGGAGUGUUUCAUGGAGCUGUUGUAUUAGCUGAUCGGCUAUUGGUUAAUAUGUCUGAUGAUGAGUUCCAGACUGCUGUAAAACCCAAGAUUCUUGGUGCAUGGAACUUGCAUGUUCUAACUAAAGAUGAUCCUUUAGACUACUUUGUACUCCACUCUUCAAUGGCAUCUGUGUUUGGUAAUGCUGGGCAAAGUAACUAUGGUGCUGGAAACUUUUUCCUUGACACCUUAGCCCAUUACAGAAGAAGAUUAAAUUUACCGGCCCAAUCCAUCAAUUGGAGUGUUUUGGAUCUUGGAGUGAUUGAAGCAUCCCAGAAAGUUAAGCAAAAUCUAACAUCACAUGGGUACUUGCCUCUUAAGAUCGAUGACAUUUUGCGGUGUUUUAAAUAUGCAAUGGUUCACAAUCAAAUUCAAAUUACAUUUGGGAACUUCCAGUGGUCUAAAAUAUCUCAGGAUUUCCAUCAAAAAGAAUAUGCCCAUAUCAGAGCCCGAUUUGAGCAAGUUAUUGAAAGAAGGAAUCCAUCUGGUAGCCAAAACAGUGUACGUCAGAUGAAGAAAAUUGGUGAUGAAGAUAAAGAAAGUGGAGAUGCUUUCCGGAAAUAUGCACGUGAACUUGUUGGAUCCAUACUUGCACUAGAGGAAGAUGAAAUUCAAGAUGAUCUACCAUUGCUGAGUAUUGGAAUUGAUUCUAUGUCUGCAAUGACUCUUCAAUCACAUAUCCGAAAUGACACAGGUGUUGAUAUCCCAUUGGUAUUAUUGUUUGAAAGUCAGACUACAGUAUUAUCAAUUUCCAAUAGUAUUGCUGAAAAAGUUGAAACAUCAGUUUCUAACCAAGAUGUAGAACAUCUAACUGGUAAUUCUAAGUGGUUUGGAGAAGUUAUGGAAGACCAGGCAAACAGAUUUAAACGUUCCAGGAACCAUUUAUCUGAUUGUACAUCUAACAUUUAUGUUAUUUUCGACCAAACAAGAAUGGUUAUCACUGGUGAUGAGUGGCAUUCAAUUCUACGUCUUUUGAUGCAGCAACAUGCACAGCUAAGAACUAAAUAUUAUGAAGAUUCUAACUUCAUAUUUGGUGUAAGGUCGGAAGUUGAUGAAGAUUUCCAUGUUGACAUCCGAGAGCUUGAAGACGUAGAUUGCAGUGAAACAGCUAUCAAUUGUCUCAAACAAGCAAGCAAAAUUGCAUUUGAUCUUUGCAAUGAAUACCCAUUUCGAACUUUCCUUAUUAGAUCUGGGGACCAAAUUUCACAUGUUUGCAUUGUUAUUCACCACAUUGCUUGCGACCUUUUGUCAUUAGCCAAACUUAUGACUAGCCUAAAAAAUGUCGCUACUGAUGUGAUAAAUGGACAGAUUCCACCUGUCGUUGAAACACGCAGAGAAUUUCAGGAUUAUAUUGAUUAUUUCCAUCAAUCACUUCAGUCUAAAGAGGAUACAUUAUGUGAGUUUUGGGAAAAGCUGUUUGCUGCACCUAUAGAAAUGGGUGAUCAUGACUUCCCACUUUUCAUAGAAGAGCCAACAAACUUUGAAGAAGAGAAGCUGUCUUGGAAAAUAACAACAUCAGAAUCAAAGGCAAUAUCCAGAUUUAGUGAACAGGCAGGUGUUACAGUUUUCCAGCUGCUUUCGUCACUUUAUAUGAUACUUCUGCACAAGUACUCUGGCAGUCCAGAUGUUGUUGUUUCAUGUCAAGUUAACAGCCGCAUUCACACACCCCAGUUUGCAGAUGUUAUAGGAGAUUAUGUGACUAUUGUCCCAAUAAGACAGUCAUUCAAAGAUAAGAAGACAACUCUGAGACAAUGUGUAUCAAGUACUGGUGAUGUUAUCAAUGGAUGUCUAGUGAACAGUAUAUAUCCUUUUCAAUCUAUGAAAAAGAUGAUUAAGUGUAAUGGCAAAGCAGAGUCGCUUCUUGGACAUGAAGUAAACUGGCAUGAACGCACAGCAUUUUCGGAUGUAAAUUCUGAUACUCUGAUACGAAUUCAAGAAGGAGUUUGUGGUACUAACAAUGUGACACGUUUGUGGAUAGUGAGAGAUCUAACUUCCAAUACAUUUGCAGUUGACUUUGUAUACAACUCGUCAUGCAUGUCACCUGCAGUUGCUGGAUUGUUUUUUGAAGACUAUAAACAAUUGUUGUUUACUUCAAUAUCUCAUUCAGAUAUGAAGAUAUCCGAAAUGACACUACAGGGACUUCAAGAGACAGGACGUAUGCAAAAGUCACUGAAGAUUGCAAAUAAAGAAUACAGUACAGAUUGUGAUGGCGAACUUGCGAACAAUACAGUAAUAACAAUUGAAAAUGGCAAAUACACUGCAAUGUCUACAAAAUUGGCUGAAACAAUGUACAAACAAAUGAAUAAUACAACAAAAGACCAUGGACUUUCAGAGUGCCUGAGCAUGUUGUUCACAUCUACUGCCAAAAAGAAUCCAGAAAAAGUCUGCAUUAUCAAUGGUGGGACGAAAAUAACAUUCAAUGAAUUAGAGUCACAUUCAAACUCAAUUUCUGCAAUGUUACAGAAGCAUUUAUCCACAAGCCACACUGACAAGACUGCCGUAUUCGUCGAACUCGAUGAUCCUGUCAAGUAUAUUGCAUGUGUUUUGGGGAUUUGGAAACAAGGAUGCUCAUUUUAUACAGGUGACUUGGAUUCAGUAACUGAUGUUGAUGGUGAUAUACAAGCUAUAAUAACAACCCGUGACAGAACUAGUAUCCAUAGACGUGGAAUCCCUGUACUAUUUAUUGAAGAUGGCACUAAUAUGUCAUUAAGUAAGAGAACAAGUACUGAAGAUAAUAUAAGGAUGAUUUCUCCUGCAGCUUUGGUGGAUGUUCGUAACAUUGACGGAAAAGGAAAAAGAUGCAAUGUCUACCAUUCAGCCUUUGUAAAUAGAAUUUCAUGGAUGUGGAACGAGUUCACCUUUCAACAAAAUGAAUCAAUUUUUCUACAUUUUGAAACCAACAACCUUGAGUGCUGGGUAAUUCUUAUGGCAGCCAUUAUCAAGACCACACCAGUGAUUUUAUACAGAUCUAUGAUGAGUAAUUCCAACAGUACUUCAUAUGCUGUUCAGCUAGCCAGUGUACACAAUGUGACUCGUAUAGCAUGCAUUCACGAUAAUGAAGUAGAGACUCUCAUAGAAUACCUUGAAAGAAACUCAAAACGUAAAGAAACGCUACAGCAACAAAUUAAAUACAUUCACUGCACUUCAGAUUGUACUACGAUGAGUACAUUGAGGUUUCUCGCCCUAUCCUUGCCUACAGCUCGCAUAAUUAGGACAUUUGCAGUUCCACCACUCAUUGGAAUUGCUCUGUAUGGACAAAUACAAUGUCAAGAUGCCAGCAUUGAAAGUUAUCUUGGUACCCCUAUCACUAAUGCAGUGGCAUUCAUAUUGACCAAACACAAACAGCUAGUUUCUCCAGGUGAACGUGGUAUUCUGUUUUUGGGAAGUAAUUGUGAAUAUGAUAUACCAAGCUCAAGAAGAGAAAAGUAUGGUGAAUAUUAUGUGAUCAAUAGUGGAGUGCAUGCUACAUUGGGAUUGGAUGGCAGUAUCUACGAGAGUCCAGAAGCGAAUAAUGGAUGUCUGACAGGUCAGCGGAAUGCAGAUCUCAUCACAGAUGUGCUCAGACAAGGUAUAUAUCUCGCCGUAACAUCAACGUCGGGUUUGUGUAAAAGAACACUAUUGAAUGUACAAGAUUCUGGCAAAGAUGAUGGAAUUUGCUUAACUUGGUGCAAGUCCAAUAAAAAAGAAAGACGGCUUCCGGUUCAUAAGAUUAAUGCUAUAAAGUUGUAUGAAGUAAAUAGAAAGGACGUCGUUGGCAUUGAGACAGCUGAAAGGACCUAUGCAUUUGAGAGUUUUAAUUCUUCUGAUAACAUGCAUUCAUGGAUGACAGAGCUUGGAAAGCAGCUGAAAAGAUUAAGAAGUGCAAAACUUUAA